This is a messenger RNA of Cetraspora pellucida, 209 nucleotides long. The record is from the annotation of a GenBank genome assembly. NCBI's taxonomy places the organism in Eukaryota, Fungi, Glomeromycota, Glomeromycetes, Diversisporales, Gigasporaceae.
ACCCACUUGAGCAUGUAAGAAGUGAUGCUAAAAUUUAUAUGCAAGUUGAAUUAAUUAAGUAUAGAAAAACUGAAUCAAGUGUAAAAAAAUCUGGAGACAAAGAAAAUCAUGAUUAUGAUCCUUAUGUUAUUCAAGCAUGCAAAGCUAGAAUAAUUAGUAAAAAAAAGCACAAUCUUAGUCAAAAUAUUAACAAAAAUAAUUUGAAUUGA